CUGAAAGCGGGACGAAUCAAAAUAUCGCAGAGGUUUGACAUCCGCGGCGAACUUUAAAACCUUGAGGAGUAGUUAAGUUAGCUCCUACGGUUGCCCAGAUUAGCUAGAUGUGCAAAUAUUAAUUUUAAGUCGAAAAAAUAUUCGGCGUUCACUUCGGGACAGAAACGAAAAAUGGACGAUGCUGAAAUAUCUCGCAACGAAAUAUUACCACGAUUUCUAUCCGUGACUUUUUUACAAGCUCAGGGAUGGUGGAAAUGCCGUCAACGGAUCAGCUAAUGUCUGGAGAUAUUAAAGACCCUCCUGCGAAACGUCCCUGUCUUGAUAUGGCGUCGAACGGACCGGAGCUUGGAGGAGAGCCAGCAGCGGAUGAAGGAAGCGAUUUCUACAACACGCCUCUAAACGCUGGCACCCCGGUUUACACUGCGCAGACCUGUCGCGCCGAAGACAAUACCAGCGUCGUUCCACCUACACCACCGAAACCUGCGCCCGCAAUACCUGGACUGAGCUUUCUGUAUAAGAACGAAUCAGCUACUGAGUCGCAGGCAGCUGGAAGCGCCGUUCAACAAAUAAGCUCCCUGGAUAAACCUAGUGAGCCGGAUACACCGCAGGAAUUGGAUAACCGAGUGCCAAAUUCUGAAGAUGUAGAAAUGGGAUCCCCAACCCCAGUCGUUCAGCAACGCGAGGAAGAACAGCAGGGCCAGAACCAUACAGUUACGGAGGAAUCUAAGAAUGAUGCCCCUACUGUCUCGGAGGCUAACCAUGACCCUGUACCACCGACACAGAAUGGAGCUUCUGGAGAGUCUCCGGGACGCGCGAAUCACACCGGAGGCGCUGAAAUUGGCCCCGACAACUCUGAAAACCCGGAGUGGGAAAUGGACUCCUCACCAUAUGAGUCGUCUUCCUCAGAUUCUUCCUCUGACGACAGCGAUGAUGAUGAUGAUGAUGAUAGCAGCGGCGAUUAUGACUUAUUAGACCCUGAAGAACAAGCCCGGAUAUUAAUGGCUGCGGAGGGCGGUUCCGACGACGAGGGAGAUGGAAAGAAUAAAGGGGGACAUGUUAGGACAGCAAACGAAAAGCCCGAAGAGAUAGUACCGAAGCCCGACAUUACCGUCACACCUGAUAUGAAGGUAGAAGUACUGGGUAAUGUGGAGACGAUCGUUGAAAACGUUGUCUUAAUCAAGGCAAAUAUAUCCGGGGAAUAUCAAGUGCUGGAGAGCGGUUCCGUCCUCUGCCUUGCCGAUCUAAGUGUCAUUGGCAUGGUAUCGGAAACCCUUGGAAGAGUGGAACAGCCGCUAUACACGGUACGGUUCCCGAACGAGGAAUCGAUAAAAGAAGCCAAAUUAGAGAAAGGCACGCCCGUUUUCUAUGUUGUGGACCACUCUACCUUCGUGUUCACACAACCCUUGAAGGGGCUCAAGGGUAGUGAUGCAUCUAAUUUCCACGACGAAGAGGUUGGAGAGGAAGAAAUCGAGUUCUCUGACGACGAAGCGGAGGCUGAAUACAAGCGUCAGCUCAAACAGAAGCGUCAACAAAAGAAGGAUGGGCGGCGUGAUGCUCAUGGACCUGGGAAAUCGAGGAGAGAUCGACCGGGCCCUUCUGGGCUUGGGAACUAUCAGGUAAACUACGACGAUAUUAGUACAGAAGAUGGUUACACCCCGUUGUCUCGACCGAAAAAUUUCCAUGAAAUGAUCGGUAAUAGAGAAGCGCCCAUAGAAGAAUCUCAGCCACGCAACCAGUUUGCAGAAAGACAUUCUAGAGGAGGAAGGGGCAGGGGUAGAGGCAGAGGCAGUGAUCGGGGAGGGCGAGGACGCGGGAGAGGUGGCAGCUACCAGAAGCAGGGAGAUGAUCGCCAACCCCCUCAGCAGCAGCAACAUCAACCUGAGCAGCCGCAAAGAGGGCAACAAGAAACGCCACAGUAUGCCCACCCCCCACAAUCUUCCGAAUUCCGACCUCCGCAGACGUUCUACCAAGCCCAGAACCCUUACCAACAACAGCCCUCGCCUUACAACCCGCCCUCAUAUCCCCCUUAUCAAUCCCCACAACAAAAUCAGCCUGCUCAGAUGUACAACACCAACCAGGCUUUCUUCCCCUCCGGUUUCCCCCCAGCCCAGCAGCAGUUUCCUUUUCAACUUCUCCAUCAACCUCAAUCUGUGUCUCCCUACCCACCACCCGGCUCCCAUAUCAACCCAGCCUUCUUCCGCAAUCUCCAGCAGCAGCAGCAUUCUUCACAAUCUCAACCACCCGAACAAGCCCAGCAGAGCCUACAAGGCGCACACUCAGCCGAAGCGUCUGCAACACAGUCAUCGGUUGAUACCUUCGCUGCCGCCCAGGCCCAGCUGGAUCUGCUAAGGAGGCUAAGUCGGGGCGGUUCCUGAACCGUAAGCGUUAUCGGAAUUCAAACGCACACGUUUCUUUCCCACUGUGCUUGCAACGGCCUUGUUUCAUUUGUCUAAAAUCAUGGCAACUCACGUUCAAUUAUCAAAAAUUGUUCUCUCUGUACGAUACUGUUGCUCUACUUGUAUACUUGUAUGACUUUUAUGCUCUUACUCUUUCAUUAUUGAAAUUAGAGAUAUGACUCAUAAGAGAGAAAGAGCCAAAGACACUGGAAGGUUGUUGUUUUUUUUUCUGAGCCAUGGUUGUGCUUGUCCUUUAUUUCAAUUUUUAUGGAGUUCUCUACUACGGAGUGCAUUUUACUCUAUGGGAUUUGUCGGUAUUCAAAACUUGGGAUUAAGGAAAGGAAGCGAAAAGUCAUUUUUGUUCUUGCUACUCAUAGUUAAGUCUAGUUCCCAGAUAGCAUUUUCAUUGAUCUUGUUUACGGCCUAUGUAUGUACAAUGUGGCUUAAAUUUUCAAAAUAUUGCAUUUGGGAAAUUUCUCAAAUAGUGUGGAUAUUUAGAAUGGGCCUCGAAUGCGCAUAUCUAGACCUAGGCCUCAAAAGUGCUAGAUAUCAGAGAAUAUAAUGAUACAAAACUGCUCAACGACAUAAUACGCUGAAAUACAACAUCGAAGAAAAUAUCAUAUAGCACUUACGUUGCCUCAGUCUUCAAGCUCUUCGCCAAAGUCCAAAAGUUCUCCAGCUUAGCCCGCGACAACGCAUCCUUUGCGGCAGCAUCCGUCUCGCACACCCGCGCACCCAGCCACUUUCUAAACGCUCUAGUCUUUCCCUCUCCUUCCCAAACUAAUGUGCAUGUGUUUUGGCUCAAAUCCUUCAGCUCUCCCGUCUUCUCAUCCUCGGCAGUAAGCCAUGAUGCGAGCGCUUCGCGAUCGUUGUUUGGAUGAGUAUUUUCCGUCCAGUCAAUGCGAUUGAGCAUGAGCUUCCGGUACGCGGAGAUGGAAUGAUGGCCACCCUCGACGAUCACGAGGUUGAACUUCGGAUGCAUAAUGCACAUUCCAGACAGGUUGUGCUGUUCUGCGUUUUUGCUGAUUUUGAAACGAUGCCGGCCGUUUGAGAGGUUGUCUAUUUUGUAUACAGACAUGUAUAUGCCCUUGGCCGCAUCCUGUUCUUGUUGAAUGGUGAGCUUCUCAAGCCGUUGCUCCUUGGUCAGCUUGCGGGAUUCAUUCGUUGCCACAUGUUUGUUAAAUCGUUCGGCAAUUUCCCGGUUGACGCGAGCUUCAACAGCGGUCGGAUCCUUGACGGCUUCUUCACCUAAAACGCGCAUGAGGUUGGAUUUCUUGACUUUUGGAGGUGGGACAGGCUCGAGCCCUAGUCUAAUCUUCGCCUGUUGCUCUUUAAGAUCGGCCAUCCGCCGUUGACGUCGGAUUUUGGCUUGCUCUUUUGGUGUAAGGAACAUUGGUUUUGGUGCCGGAAUGUUUUUAUCUUGUGGAGGGUCAAGGAGAACUGGAUGUUGAAUAUAAAUAGAGAUUACAGUAUCUGCAGUGUCAAUUUUGAGACUUUGAGGGUCAUCAAUGGCAGAAUAGUCCGAACCGUUGACUAAACCCUCAUCCCACCACUCGAUUGCAGGUGGA
This is a messenger RNA of Blastomyces gilchristii SLH14081, 3964 nucleotides long. Its product is annotated as snoRNP assembly factor Naf1. The transcript has a single exon. The coding region runs from base 246 to 2375 and encodes 709 amino acids. Gene Ontology annotation, cellular component: sno(s)RNA-containing ribonucleoprotein complex. NCBI's taxonomy places the organism in Eukaryota, Fungi, Ascomycota, Eurotiomycetes, Onygenales, Ajellomycetaceae. The record is from RefSeq and is a predicted model, not a curated record. Gene Ontology annotation, biological process: box H/ACA snoRNP assembly; ribosome biogenesis; pseudouridine synthesis. Gene Ontology annotation, molecular function: RNA binding.